CGACGUCAGGCCCUCCCCCAGCGGUGCUGACGUCGGCGGCCGGGCCGGGUGACCUCAUCGCCCCGACGGCUGCCCGGCCGGGGGCGGGGAGAGGCGGGGGCGGCCCCGGCGCAGGCAAAGGCUCGGGGGCCGGGGCGCGGCUGGUGCAGCUUUCGCCGGAGCCGAGCCGAGCCGAGCGCCCGCCGCUGCCCGCCGCCCGCUGCGUGCGCCUCCGCGCCCCCGCGCCAUGGCCGGCCUCAACUCCCUGGAGGCGGUGAAACGCAAGAUCCAGGCCUUGCAGCAGCAGGCGGACGAGGCGGAGGACCGCGCGCAGGGCCUGCAGCGGGAGCUGGACGGCGAGCGCGAGAGGCGCGAGAAAGCCGAAGGGGAUGUGGCAGCUCUCAAUCGACGCAUCCAGCUUGUUGAGGAGGAGCUGGACAGGGCCCAGGAGCGACUGGCCACGGCCCUGCAGAAGCUGGAGGAGGCCGAAAAGGCCGCGGAUGAGAGCGAGAGGGGAAUGAAGGUGAUAGAAAACCGGGCCAUGAAAGACGAGGAGAAGAUGGAGAUACAGGAGAUGCAGCUCAAAGAGGCCAAGCACAUCGCUGAGGAGGCCGACCGCAAAUACGAGGAGGUGGCUCGUAAAUUGGUCAUCCUGGAGGGCGAGCUGGAGCGGGCGGAGGAGCGUGCCGAGGUGUCUGAACUGAAAUGUGGUGACCUAGAAGAAGAGCUCAAGAAUGUCACCAACAAUCUGAAGUCACUCGAGGCCGCAUCUGAAAAGUAUUCUGAAAAGGAGGAUAAAUAUGAAGAAGAAAUCAAACUUUUGUCCGACAAACUGAAAGAGGCCGAGACCCGGGCUGAAUUUGCAGAAAGAACGGUUGCAAAACUAGAAAAGACAAUUGAUGACCUGGAAGACGAGCUAUAUGCUCAGAAGCUCAAGUACAAAGCUAUCAGCGAGGAACUGGACCAUGCUCUCAACGACAUGACGUCUCUCUAAGAGGGAGCUGGGGUGCCAUCCUAUGUCUUAGCAAUACCGAAGUUGGCCUUCUCACUGUGGUGCCUGCACUUCCCGCAGGCUUCUAGAAGCUUGUUUCCUGCCUCCUGGUUUGGUCUUUCAAGCCUUCCUCUGCUGUGUCUGUGACUGUGUGACUGAAAUAAAGACAGGCGCUCCUUGUGCCCAGACCCUCAUUUUCAUUUCCUUCACUUGCCGCUUUUGAGCCGUAGCUGUGAUGCCCUUGACGGUGGCUACAACAGAAAGUGGGUGGUUCAUAUGGGGAGCUCAUUUCAAAAGGAAAAUGAUGCCCACGUGAUGCUUUGUGCCUAUAUGAAAACAAAAGCCAAUUUGGCAUGAGCUCUCAAAAAUGUGCUAGCUAACUAUAUCUGCACGCCAAUAGCAGUUUUUCCUUAAAUAGAAAUUGUUUUUGAAUGGGGACUCAUCCAGCCCCUUAAGGAGCUUGAUAGAGUCAGCAGAACUUGCAAAAACUGGCAGGCUUCUGUCUAAAGAGAGGCUCGUCUUGAAUGGAGUUUGACUUACGGUUUCAAAAAAGCGGCAAUGGCAUUCUGGUCUCCUUUUUCUUCCUUUUCGCAUUUGUUUUCUGUGUUACCCUCUAAGAGUGGUGUCCGGGGUUCCCAGUGUCUUCACUGUUCGUGGAAUAUCUAUCUAGCCCUGGGUCUUGGGAGGAAGUUCACCAGUGAGCCUCACCUCUAUCCUCUGCCCUUAGAAAACAACUACACAAGGGAUGAAAACACAUUCCAUUAGCAGGGAAAGGGGGUGGAAGCUGCUGGAAAGUCAGAAAGAGAUGAUUCAUUACCGAGUUCCAAAGUUGCCUGAGAUGGUAACAGCUAUCUCCUCAUACUUAAAUUUAACUCGAAUCAAGAACCUUGCUUUGGUUUGGUGAGAACUCUUAAAGUUAGCCUGUGGGUAUUAAGAGAUAAUGUAUAUACUGACCGAAAGCUCGUAAUUUUUCCACAAGAAACCAAAUUUUAAAUAUUUUAUCUACUUUCCCCUGCACCCCACUACCACCACCACCACUACCAUAAAUUAUCCCAGAAGCACUGCCAUUUUGAUGUCCACGCGUGUCUUCUAGACUGCCCCCCCCUCCCCGUGAACCUGAGAGCAGCAUGGAGAUCUCCAAUUAGAGCAACAAUUUUUGGUCACUGUAGCUUUAUUUUUCCUCAUCCUGUAAUUUUAUUCAGGUGGGAACCUCUGUCCCAGUUCUCUAUAUUCAUGCCUCCCAAAUCCAUCUCCCUCCAACUAUUCACAGCCUUCCAACCUCAGCCUCUCCCCGGUUUCCUAACUCCCAUCCACUAUGAACUCUUGCAUAAACCACUCCCCCCCCCCCCCCCCCCCCCGCCGACAUGGCCAUACUCAGGACUGUGGAAACGUUGGGCUAUGAAGGGGUGGGUGUUUUUUUGUUUGCUCACUAUAUUUGUUCCUGGGAUUUUUCCAGAUGUAGGUGGCCUCCACCCUUUGAAAUAACUGCAGCCCUACUUAUCCAGUCAUUCCACUUAACUAAGCCCCUAAGUGGAACUUCAUUUACAGAGAUUUGGGCUAACGUGACCUCCGACCACCUGUUGACGGUCUAGGGGCCUGUCACACUUCUCGAGGACAAUUGAUACCUUAAGGGAAAGGCGUUUUUUGUUUUGUUUUGUUUUCUCUUAGAUCUAAUACAAAGUAGAUGCCAGGGAAUCCAAGUGGCAAGGUGACAUGUGGUCAGGAUUUGUAGUGGGGAGACCUGGGUUUGAAUCUCAGCCCUGUGGGACCUUGCACAAGCAACUUAGCUUUUCUGCAAAACACAAGUGGUGGCUCCGUCCGUGAAGCGUAGGGGAGACCACGGAGUGGAUACUGUCCAUCCACAUUAGUCAGGCCCACGUUGCUCACUGUGCUUUUCUUUCACAGAAUCUGCCCGAUUAUAGCGAGACCUGGUAUUUUUCAGUGCCUCGUGAGAUGAAAGGUUGAGCCGUUCUAGUUGAAAGACUGCCAUCUUUGCAGUCAUUUUUUUUUUCUUUCGGAAAAUUUCCAAGCUGAUCCUAUCACAGUUUAUGAGGCAUUUUGCUUUCCUCCAGUGUUUUAAUGAUUUUUGGCCUCGCCUCUUAUCGGCCAUCACUCACGGCAAACCAGUUCUGUCUUGAUCGCUGUUGUGCCUAGCCCUAAAUGGCAUCUCACUUUUUCAGUUUUUGAAAAUUUAUUUUAUCAGCCUGGUCACUUAAUAACUCACCUGUAGUCUGACUUAGAUUUUCAGUCACGCUGCAUUUAUCUGAGGUUUGACUCCAUGGCUAUGGAUGCAC
This is a messenger RNA of Mustela erminea (ermine), 3264 nucleotides long. RefSeq names its product tropomyosin 4 (gene TPM4). Lineage: Eukaryota; Metazoa; Chordata; Mammalia; Carnivora; Mustelidae. Gene Ontology annotation, molecular function: actin filament binding. Bases 227 to 973 code for a protein of 248 amino acids. The transcript has 8 exons. Gene Ontology annotation, cellular component: actin filament. Gene Ontology annotation, biological process: muscle contraction; actin filament organization. The record is from RefSeq and is a predicted model, not a curated record.